Molecule: messenger RNA, 1775 nt
Organism: Emiliania huxleyi CCMP1516
Lineage: Eukaryota; Haptophyta; Isochrysidales; Noelaerhabdaceae
Exons: 6
Coding region: 1-1383 (460 amino acids)
Source: RefSeq, a predicted model, not a curated record
AUGUUGGGAGGGCUCUAUCCCUGCUCGAACCUGUUCUGUGCGCCGCCGGACGUGGUGGAGGCCAUCUACUUUGUCGUCCUCUUUUGCGCCAACGUCUGCAACUGCCUCACAGCCUUUGCCUCGAUCUACCUCAUCCUGCGGCGGGCUCUGCGCGAGCUGCCGCCGCGCGACCCGACGGCCUGCAGCGGGCCGGUCUCGGUGAUCGUGCCCUGCUACCUUCCCAACGAGCAGCACAUCAUCGUCGCGACGGUGGAGCACAUUGUGAACCGGCUCGAGUGGCCUGGCCGCAUGACUUUGUACGUGGUGUACAACUCGCCGCACGCGCUGCCAGAGGCGGAGGCGGCGCUGCGCGCGCUCGAGGGCCGCGCGUACGCCGGCGGCCGCUCCGUCCGCGUCAUCGAGGCGGCGGAGAACCUGAACGUGUGCCUGGGCGGAGUGGGCGACGCGCACGUGGCGCUGUACGACGCGGACCACCGGCCGGAGCCGGGCUCGCUGGUGGCGAUGAUGCACCACCUCUGUCUGCGCAAGUGCCACGUGGUGCAAGGCUCCACCUACAUCAGGCGCACCGAGGGGCUGCUCGCGAGGGCGGUCGACGCCGAGUUCUUUGUCACACAUUUUGUCUACUUUCCGGCGAUGGAGGCGCUGGCGGGGACGGGGUACUUCGGCGGCUCCAACGCGCUGUGGCAGGCGUCGGUGCUGCGCGAGUACGGGUUCCACCGCUCCAUGCACUGCGAGGAUGCGCGCAUCAUCCUCGACGGCCACCGGAUCCGCUUCUGCCCGACGGCGCGCUCGGGCGAGCUCGCGCCCGCAGGCGCGGCCGCGCUCAUGUCGCAGCGGCUGCGCUGGUUCAUCGGCUGGGAGCAGUGCACCGCAAAGUACUGGCUGCCUCUCUUCCGCUCGCCGCUGCCGCCGCUGCGCAAGCUCGGCUUCAUUUACAUGUUCCACUUCCGGUGGGCGCUGCUCGUCUCGGCCUUCCUCGGCGCGGUUGUCAACCCGAUCCUCAUGUCGCCCUUCGCGUACCCGCUCUGGACGUGGUCGACGCCGGUGCGGUACUGCACGUACAUCACGCUCCUCUUCUACUCCUUCGUCGCAGCCUACUCGGUCUGCUCGUGCGUCUGGCACGAGCGGUACCGCCCCUUCUCGUGGGUCGGUGUCGCGCUCUUCUACGCCCUCGGCUGGCUCUACAUCGGCUGGCACGCACUCCAUAGAUGCGCGGCGCGGACCCCGCCUCCUCCAGCCCCGCUCUCGAGCCGACGCGUACUCGGCGGGGGUCAGCAUCCGGACGCGCGCGUGGUGCGCGGCAACGUCGGCGAGUGGAAGGCCCGCAAGCCUCUGCUGCCAAAUGGCGGUGCCGUCGCCGUCCCCAUCUCGGCAGGGCGCUGAGGGUGGGGGGUGCGGGGGUGCGGGGCGUUGGCGUGCGUAGCGUGCGGCCACCGCUGCGGCGAGGCUGCCAGACUUAGCGAUUAGAUAUUCGCGACCUCCAAUCCCUCCCCCCUCCCUGCCCCGCCCAGCAUCGUCCGCAGGGGGGCACACUUAGAGAUCUACAGAGCAUGGUACGACGGCGCGGGCAUCACCGCCCGACAGGAGCACGUUUGUGCGCGGGAGGCUGCACUCUCUGGUAGAGAGGGAGGGAUUCGCCUCACCCAUCAGCCGUCCGCGAGUAGAGCCCCCGGUACGCUGCCUGGCCCUGCCGUGCGCGCAGGCACUUGGGGAGCACUUGGAGUGCGGGCAUUAACCUUUCUCCACCAGGGCCGGUGUCGUAUAUAUAUUAUAUA